Molecule: messenger RNA, 921 nt
Organism: Closterium sp. Naga37s-1
Lineage: Eukaryota; Viridiplantae; Streptophyta; Zygnematophyceae; Desmidiales; Closteriaceae
Source: the annotation of a GenBank genome assembly
AUGGAGGACUACGAAAAGCUCGAGAAAGUAGGCGAAGGUACCUAUGGCAAGGUAUACAAAGCGAAAUGCAAGAAGACAGGCAAGACGGUAGCUUUGAAGAAGACUCGUUUGGAGAUGGAGGAAGAGGGAGUUCCUUCGACAACCCUUCGUGAAGUUUCUCUUUUGCAAAUGCUUUCCAAGAGCGUGCAUGUCGUGCGAUUACUGAACGUCGAGCACAUCACCGAGUACAACAAGCCCAUGCUUUACCUGGUCUUCGAGUACCUGGAUACCGAUCUCAAGAAGUACAUGGAUGCGAUAGGCAAGGGCCCAAGCCACCCGUUGGACCCCAAGAUUGUGAAGAACUUCAUGUAUCAACUCCUCAUAGGAGUUGCUCACUGCCAUAGCCAUGGAGUUAUGCACAGAGACCUUAAGCCGCAGAACCUUCUUGUCGACAAAGAUCGGGGCUUGGUGAAAAUCGCUGAUCUUGGAUUGGGCCGCGCAUUCACUGUUCCUAUCAAGAGCUACACACACGAGAUUGUAACUCUGUGGUAUCGAGCUCCGGAAGUACUCCUUGGCGCAACCCACUAUUCCACGCCCGUGGAUAUGUGGUCGGUUGGCUGCAUAUUUGCGGAGAUGGCACACAAGGUGCCGCUCUUCCCUGGCGAUUCAGAGUUGCAGCAGCUGCUUCACAUCUUCAAGAUGCUUGGAACUCCCAACGACAAAAUCUGGCCUGGUGUUUCGAAUCACCGCGACUGGCAUGAGUUCCCCCAGUGGAGUGCCCAGAACCUUGCUCGGUUUGUGCCAGAGUUGGACGAGAACGGUGUUGAUCUAUUGAAGCAAUGCUUGGAGUAUGAUCCCGCCAAGAGGAUCACUGCGAAGGAUGCCCUUCAGCAUCCUUAUUUCGACGACUUCGACAAAUCGCAGUUUGAUGCUCUCUUCUGA